UCAACAUAACAUUAUGUUAUGAAAUCUGAAGAUUCAAGACUGAAAAUAUCUAUCUUUCUUUAAGAUAAUAAUUGUUCACUUCACGAUUAAGAUGUUCAAUAGUAUCCUAAAGAGUGGAAUCCACUCUCAGCUUCUAAGGAAAGUAAUUGUCAGAAAUAUUUCUACGAGUAUAGAACUGAUGCAGCUAAAAUGGCAACGCGUCGCGUUCAAUGGAAUCCAGACUGACUUAGAACAACUGCCAGAAAGCAUAGAUACCAGAGAAUUCUCGAGAAUACUCAGGGAUGACAUACAGAAAUGGGAGGAUGAUGGAAAAAGAUCAAUGUGGGUCAAGGUACCUGUCAAGAAGAGUUAUCUGAUCCCAUCAGCAUUCAAGAAUGGCUUUGUCUAUCACCAUGCCGAGGGGGAUUAUGCAAUGUUGUUUCAAUGGUUACCAGAGAAAGUAGAGUGCAAAGUACCUGUAUAUGCUACACACCAUGUUGGGGUGUCAGGUCUGGUUCUUAAUGAAAGUAGUGGAAACGUUCUGGUUGUACAAGACAAAAGGAAGUACAAAAUAGGAACCACGAAGAAAAUGUUCUGGAAGUUUCCUGGGGGUCUUUCAGACCCGGGAGAAAACAUUGGUCUGACAGCUGAAAGAGAAGUGUUCGAAGAAACUGGAGUUAAAUCAGAGUUUCAGUCUCUUCUUCUUUUUCGUCAACAACAUGAAAUGAAAGCAACAUUCGACAAGUCAGACAUCUAUGUGGUAUGUAGAAUGAAACCAUUAACAUAUGAUGUCAUAUUAUGUGAUGACGAAAUAAUGGCCUGUGAAUGGAUGCACCUCAGCGAAGUCAUUGACCACCCAGACACUACUCCACUGACAAAAAUUGCUGCCAAACUUGCUAUAAAUGGGAUGAAAUAUGGAUUUGAACAUUUUGAUAUUUCUGCCUGUGAAUUACGUUCCUGGGUUGACCCGACCAAGACGUUUUAUAUCUAUCACAGACCUCUCAAUAGUAUUGAUUCUUUAAGAGCGCAAAAAGACAUCAAUGCCUCUAGCAGAUGACUUAUGGGAAUUAUAAUAUUUAUUAUACUGUCUUGUUUAUAAUUUCCCCAAUAUGUCGGUUGGGAUUUAUUCUCGGAUAAUAUAUACAUCCCAAUGAAUAUAUUAUGAGGAGGUAUGUAUCCAUGGUAUUGACUAUACGUAGGUCAAUAUCCUGAUAUUUACUAUGAAUAAUGUAAUAAAUUUAGUUAAUAAUAUCUAAUUAAUAAUUAUACAUACUAAGCUGGGUCACUGAUGAUUGUUCUAAUGGGCCACUCAACACUGUAUUCAUACUUUUGAGAUAGCUAACAUGGUGCAUUGUGGUCUAUAUCGGGUACAAACAUCUUUUCUUAAAUUACCACAUCUUAUAGAUUGCAAAUAAUAUAUCUGUGAAAUAGAUAGCUAGCUAACUAAUUACUAACCUUUGGUUGCCUAAGUCUAAUUAGUUAAAAUAGGCAAGCUGCGAGGGGUAAACUAGUGUACGUGUGCUACUCAAGGGUUCGCAUUUUUAAAUAUUUUUAAACACACUUACCAAAACUGAAACAAUAUUUUGUUGUACAUGCUUUUCCUUGACAUGUAUGUAAUUUGACAUGUUCACAUUUUCAUAUCUAUUCAUUUGCGUAUUGAGUUGUUACUCUAGUAAACGCCCGUGCCCUUGUCUUGCCUCAAUGUUUUGUCUAAUUAAGUGCUAUCUCCUAUUUCAUCCUAUUUCACGGGUAUAUUAUUUGCAUUCUAUCAAUAUGGUAUUGUUUGCACCCAAGCUAGACCAUGAUGCAUCAUUUUAAAUUAUUUGAACUGUAGUAGGAUCUGUGUAUCAAUAUUGUUAUUGAAGCUAUCAAUACAGGCUUCUGCACAGUAUCCUAAACGACUCUGUCAUAACUAGUUGCAUCUGGGUUGCAAAAGCACAAAAAUUGCAUUGCAAAAUAUGCAAAAGCUAAGAUUGCACUGUUAUUGCCAGUUCAAUUACAAUAACUUUAAUUUUUUACGAGGGUAUACCCAUGUAUCAUUUGUCAUAUAAAUAAUAGUUUUAAUUAAAAUUCAUUAGGGUGUGUUUGAAAUGGUCCUUGUUUUUACGGGGGUGGCAUUUUAUAGCCAAUGGUAAACAAACACGUGGCAUGCCUUGUUCCAUGAUCAAUUGGAAUUUAAAAGUUGAUAAAUUUUCUCUCAAAGCACAAAAGAAAAUCAACAAGCAAUUCUACUCACACAUGACACCGAGUCCAGGAAUCAAACCUGGGUCACAUUUGCAAGAGGUGAGCACCCUAAAUGUAAUAUACAAAUGUGUAGUAUCACAGCGACAACAAAAAAGUAAGAGUCCAAUUUCGUAAUGAAUUUGAACUUUACCUGUAGGACAUAACUGUGAAAUCCUAGGACUAAGUGACAAUAACAACAACACACCAUAAACAUGGACCUUAAUAGUUUAAAUAUUUUUAUUGAUAAAUUAUAGACAAUAAUCACAUAAUUUUAAUUUUAAUGGAUGUCAUGUUGUAGCAGCCAUGACAGUGGUAUUUUUAAAGAUUUCCCACCACCCUCGAGCUCCUUGGUAUCAUGAUUAAUAUCACCAACGUGGCUGCCAGGUCUCUUUUAACUCUCUCGAAAAUGGUCGCAACCCAUCAGUAGAUAAAAAUUUAUCUAAAUUAUAUUUAAAUCACACACAAAUAUUACAAAUGAACGAGGUCAAGAAUUAAAUAAAAAUAGCCUAAUAAGUGUAAUUUUUUAAAUAAGUUGUAUAUCAAUAAACUUUUUUCUCCGGGAUGGUGUAAUAAUGUUUUAGGUACAUUUGGAAGAAAUGGAAAGACAUAGAAAUAAAGAGAAGGAAAGGGAAGUUAAUAAUUGUAACUGUUACAAGGCAAAUUUGUGUACAGUUAACAUCAAUAGACACCUUGGAUGUGACGCCAAAGCAGCUCAGUUUGGAGGACAAAACAAAAGAAUUCCAAUCUCAUGAGAACUGGAAACCUAUUGUCAUGUCCUCCAAAUUGAGCUGCAUUCAGACGUACUGCAAGGGGUCUAUUCCUCCUUAUGCCUACAGCACACUGAUUAGAGAGAAGUUCACGAGAUCCGUAAAGAUUGGCAUUGUAAUAGACCUAACUUGUUGUGGUGAAACAUUUUCCCACUUCAGACCACAUGUCGUUCUCUUGGGAAUGAGAUUCUUUGUUUUAGUUGUAUCCAUAUUCAUGUGUCUUCUCA
Messenger RNA from Actinia tenebrosa (Australian red waratah sea anemone), 3196 nucleotides. Its product is annotated as nucleoside diphosphate-linked moiety X motif 6. Gene Ontology annotation, molecular function: NADH pyrophosphatase activity; ADP-ribose diphosphatase activity; NAD binding. NCBI's taxonomy places the organism in Eukaryota, Metazoa, Cnidaria, Anthozoa, Actiniaria, Actiniidae. The record is from RefSeq and is a predicted model, not a curated record.